GCCAUGGACCGCCACCUGCGCCGGCUGAGGCAGGAGCUGCUAUCCAUGAAGGAGGUCGGAGACGGGCUGCACGAGCAGAUGAACUGCAUGAUGGGUGCACUGCAGGAGCUGAAACUCCUCCAGGUCCAGACAGCUUUGGAGCAGUUGGACAUCUCAGGGAGCCGAAGCACCGUUUCUGGCCCUGAGCAGCACCAGUGCUGCCGGAGCAGCAGAGACGUGCCCGGGACCCAGCAGGAUGAGCAGCUGUGCGGGGAGGUGUCAGCGGAGGAGCACAGCCCCGCGUCCCUCGCGUGUGCUGUGCCACGGCCGGUGGGUUUGCCCCGUUCCGCUGUGCUCCUGGAGGGCGACCACCUUAGAGACACCCCCUCCUCCCUCAGGAGCCUCUGUGGUGAGGACAUUUAUCACCCGAAGGGACCUUCCUCCACCUUGAUCAGAGCAGAGCACAUCCGCCCAAGGACAUUCGAGCCCAGUAGCCAGAGCACAGCUGAGGGGUGGCCAGCAUGCCGGGAGUGCCCGGGGUGUGACGAUGGCCAUGACUGGACAUCCUCCCUGAUGUCCCAGAGCAGGAAUCGGCAGCCACUGGUCUUGGGGGAUAACAUCUUUGCAGACUUGGUUGGGAACUGGUUGGAUCUGCCAGAGCUAGAUAAGAAGGGGGAGAAGAGCGAGGCGUCCCUGUCCAUGAGCAGAUCCCAGGAGCUCUGCAGGAAGUUCUCCCUCACAGCCAACAUCUUCAAGAAGUUCCUGAGGAGCGUUCGGCCAGACCGAGACAGACUUCUCAAGGAGAAACCUUGCUGGCUUCCGCCUGAAGACAAACAGCCCGAAAUUUCUAAGAGGCCCAAAAAGAUGAACAAACUCAAGGGGACAUUUUACUUCCCGCUUCGUGGGAACAUCCAGAACCAUCACAGCAAAGUGGAGAGGUGCCCGAAGGCAGAAAGCAAUAGCGAGAAACCCAAAAUUGGCACCAAGAAAGUCCACGAUACUAUAGACUACACCCAGUCUGGGUUUGACAUCAAUACAGCUGUUUGGGUCUGAGUUUGUCACUGUUCUCUGCUCUGUGGAGCAUUUGUUUCACACUGGAGAGGAGCUGGAGGCCGUAUAUGUCUUCUCAGGAGACCCCUAAGCUCUCAACACGGACUGAGGUGAGAGGAGUCCUCUGCAAAAUGUGCUGUGGGCUUCAGUCGCCUGCAAGUGGCAUUUUGCAGAGAACUACACCUUCCAGGGCAGUCCGAGCAGCAGCUGACACAGCCCCACAUGGGGAGACUUUUGGGGACUGAUAUUUGCAAAAAUAAUCAGAAUCUUUAGCAGCUUUAGGGAGAGUGGUACCACAGACAACCAGCUCCUGGAGCCUGGCUUACGAUAGCCACUUCAGGCCCAUUCCGUCAUCUCUAGUUAAAAUAGCUGCAGCACAAAAUUCACUGUGUGCAUGUGUGUGUAUAAGUGUGCAAAUAUAUAUAAUUUUUUUAAAAAAGCUAUUCCUGCUUGUGUGCACUUAAAACUGGGUUAUAAACCAGGCAAUUCAAGUGUUGUACCUGAAGCACUUGUUAUUUAAAUUGAAAGAAGUAAGUUUGAAUUUGUAAGAAUUGAACAAUUGCUAAGUGGGGGUGUUGAACCCCAGCUUUGUUGCAUUUCAGCUGUGGGGUUUUUCCCCUAAACUGCAUCUCCGUUGUGCUCCCAGCAUCUUUCCUUCCCCUGCCAGUUAAACCAGUAGGAUGCAAGGCUCCUUUCAUGGAAGCUUGUGACCCCCAGGCUCUCUGCAGCUUUUGCUUCUCUCCCAGUGCCCUUGGCCCCACAGGUCACACCAGAUACAAUGUUGCAAAAGUUUGUUGUUGAGGCUGCACUGAGAUACAAAGUUGCAACAGAUGUUUAUUGUUGUUGUUUCCUAUUGCUGUUGUGUACAAACCUCGUCUUGACAGAACCAAGUUCUUCAGUGUCCGGCUCUCCGAGA
Molecule: messenger RNA, 1945 nt
Organism: Gavia stellata (red-throated loon)
Lineage: Eukaryota; Metazoa; Chordata; Aves; Gaviiformes; Gaviidae
Gene: INKA2
Product: inka box actin regulator 2
Exons: 2
Coding region: 4-1032 (342 amino acids)
Cellular component (GO): nucleus
Molecular function (GO): protein serine/threonine kinase inhibitor activity; protein kinase binding
Source: RefSeq, a predicted model, not a curated record